Messenger RNA from Syngnathus acus (greater pipefish), 1810 nucleotides. RefSeq names its product snail family zinc finger 1a (gene snai1a). The record is from RefSeq and is a predicted model, not a curated record. Gene Ontology annotation, molecular function: DNA-binding transcription factor activity, RNA polymerase II-specific; RNA polymerase II cis-regulatory region sequence-specific DNA binding. Bases 236 to 997 code for a protein of 253 amino acids. Lineage: Eukaryota; Metazoa; Chordata; Actinopteri; Syngnathiformes; Syngnathidae. The transcript is spliced from 3 exons. Gene Ontology annotation, biological process: regulation of DNA-templated transcription.
ACCGCCUGUGUCAGUAUUUCAGAACACAGGCCAGCAUUUAGUCAUUCCACAUGAAAGCUGCAGGCACGCUGGUCUGCUCAAACCUUUGGACUACUGGAACAUACAUAUUUUCUUUCUUUUUUUGUAUGUUCCCACUUGGCAGAGGACAAUUUAGUUAACACUGUUGGUUCCAGACUGUGCGUCCCACCCGUCGCUGGAUACUUUUACGCACAGUUGUUGAACACGCCAAAGGACAAUGCCUCGCUCUUUCUUGGUUAAAAAGUACUUCGCCAAACAAAAGCCAAACUACAGUGAACUGGAAUGUCAGAAUGAUACGUCACUGGACAAAUAUCCUCUCGCUGAGCUCUCAUCCACAGCCACCUGCUUGACAGCAGGUUUGGUGUGGGACCUCAGCGUCCUGCCUGCUCUCUACCUGCCCACCUCCCAAACAGAUCCCUCGACCAUCCCGGGUCCUUUGGACCUCAGCUCCCCGUGCAGCCUCAGCAGCAGUGCCAGCAGUAGCGGCGAGGAGGAUGAAGGGCGUACAUCAGACCCCCCCAGCCCAGAACCCGUGCACACGUACGCUCCCCGUCAGCGGAUGAAAUGUACCGGCGUCAUAGCCCAUGUCAGCCCUCCGGAGGAAGAGGACAGGGAGCCUCCUGUAAGCGCAAGCAGGCCUGCCUUCCUCUGCAAACACUGCCCGAAAGAGUACACCAGCCUCGGGGCUCUGAAGAUGCACAUCCGCUCACACACCCUGCCCUGCGUGUGUACCACAUGUGGAAAGGCUUUCUCCAGGCCGUGGCUGCUGCGCGGCCACAUCCGCACACACACAGGCGAGCGUCCGUUCUCCUGCCCCCACUGCAACCGAGCGUUCGCCGACCGCUCCAAUUUGCGAGCUCAUCUGCAGACCCACGCCGAGGUGAAGAAGUACCAGUGCAGCGUCUGCUCUCGCACCUUCAGCCGCAUGUCAUUGCUGCAGAAACACAGCUCCUCCGGGUGUUGCUCCGCUGCUGUGUGACAAAGCUCAGGAUGGCGGAGGACCGAGGACUGGUGACAACCACUCGGUCCGCGAUGCCAAUGAAAUUCCAGCCUUAAGAAAAACGGAGGGAAUCAGACCUCAUUGCGGAUCUGAAUUUUACAAGCCUCUUAGCCCUGCAGAUUUUUUUCCAUUCUAUUUUGAAGUCAAGGCUGUCGGACCAAAUCCGAAGCGAGCUGAUCUUCCCUCGAUAUCAGCCCCUUUGCUGCCAUUACGUGCCUUUCCCAAGACCAAAUAUGUACUGAACUCAAGAGGUGUUCGCUCUUGUCUCCGUCCCGGUGCCGGACAGCUCAGGAUUGACAACCCAGACGCAGCUGCUGAGAGGUAGGAUCUGCGUGGGUGCUAUAAACCUCUCAGUGUGCCUCCAACACACGCAGAAACAGAAAAGCCAUCGUGCACACACAGCUGUCCCCGGUACUGCGGCGUAGAUAGACAAAGUGCUAACAGGUGCUUCGGGAGUGACCUUCGCCGGCGGAUAGCGAGUCGCUUUCAAAAAGAUGUCGCAUGUUGCCACAAAGGACAGACGCUCAUCUUAAGCUUUUAUUUUGACCACAGCCCACCUUCCCUUUAACUGAUGAGUUCCCACGAUAGGAACUUGACAAGCCGUGCACUCAAUGUUACCACAGUGUUAAUAAUACCAGUCAAAGCCAUACGUGAAAUGAAUUUGUGCCGAGAGAUUUCUUUUCUUUAUCUUUGUCUUAUUUACCUCAUUAGCGUUUGUGGCUUUAAAUGAUGUUUGCAGUAUUCAAAUUGUUGAUAACCAAAUAGUUUCAAAGCGAAAAGGCUGGGACCAAA